AUUCCGUGAUUUCUAAAAAAAAUGAUUGGAAGUUUCCAAUCACAUUCCUGGAUUGCCAUACGUUCGUGCCACGAGAAAUACAUCUAAUGCAUUAAAAAAAGGUAUAUUUGACCUCUCGCUACAUACGACUAUAGCGUGCGUUAAUAAUUUGUGUACAAUAUACCGACGGCGCGUUGUACGAAACAAACUUUCACCGCGAGCAAUACCAAAUCUCGAUAGAAAAUUUUACGCGAUAUAGACAGUAAUUGUGUACCUAACCUUAUCGCGCCCACAAACUCAUUAAACGCUUGCCGCGUAAGCACAAUAUGUUUAACUUAAAUCGGGGAAAAUAUUUAAUAUUUCGUGAGGUUUGGGGUUCCGUGUGUUCAACAACGUAUCGGAAGAUCAAUUGAGCAUGUUUAGAAGAGCUUAUAUACGUUACAAACCCCUCGGAGAUACCUGUAAGUACCGACGCUUGGGGUCCGCCACUGCCAAGCAUUUCUCAACAGCUUAUUGGUGUUCCUUGCGUAUGGAGUACGGGUAACACUAUCCGUGGCCAUAGUGGCCAUGACGGAUCCGUUUGCAAGUAGCAACCCUAAUGUGCGGACUUAUCCAGAAUGGACGGACAAAAGCGUAGUACUGUCAGCAUUUUUCUGGGGCUACGUCAUCCCGCAAAUAUUCGCCGGAUGGCUAGCCGGCCAGUACGGCCCAAAAUGGUUUUUAAUAGGUUCUAUGGGGCUAUGUUCUCUAAUGAGCAUUUUAAUCCCAUCUAUGGCCGAGCUGAUGGGCUCCAAAGGAGUCAUGGCCGGAAGGGUCAUUCAAGGUUUCAGUCAGGGAUUCUUCUUUCCAUCGGUUCACCACGUCAUCAGUCAGUGGGUGCCUCCCGACGAGAGAUCUCGAAUGGGUACCAUUAUAUAUGCAGCUGGUCCAUUGGGUACCGUGAUUUCCAUGUUAGUUUCCGGAGCGAUAUCCGCCAGUAGUCUAGGUUGGCCCUGGGUGUUCUAUAUCUACGGCGUCGCAGGAUUGGUUUGGUGCGUCCUCAGCUUCAUUUUCAGUGCGAAUAGUCCAGCCGUUCAUCCAAAUAUAAGCGACGCCGAAAAGUUUUACAUCGAAAACAGUUUGGGACACGCUGAUGAAAAACCGAGACACAAGACUCCGUGGAAAGCAAUUUUGAAAUCCGCUCCAGUCUGGGCGAUAGUUAUAACUCAGACGGGACAAAAUUUGGGCUUUUGGACCCUAAUGACAGAGAUUCCAAACUAUAUGAGUCACGUUAUGAGUUUUGACAUCAAAUCGAAUAGCAUAUUGUCCGCCCUACCGUACUUUGUACUGUGGAUUUUGAGUUUCAUCAUGUGUUUUGCGUCAGAUUGGCUGGUGAACAGAGGACUUCUGAGUAGAGGGGCUACGAGGAAGUUGUUCAAUACAAUAGGUUUGGUAAUACCCGCAAUAGCAUUGAUCUUCUUGGGCUAUACCCCUACGGACCAGCCCAAGAGAGCAGUGGCGUUUCUGGUAAUCGCAGUGGGAUUCAAUUCGGGAGUUUACUGCGGAUACAACGUCAACCAUGUUGAUCUCUCUCCUAACCACGCGAGCACGCUUAUGGGCAUCAGCAACGGGCUAUCCAAUAUAUCCGGCAUAUUGGCCCCCUUGCUUGUCCAGUUUCUAGUCACCGACGAGACUGAUCCAGAUCAAUGGAAGAUAAUAUUCUUCGUGACUUCGGGUGUCUACGUGAUAGCCGAUAUAGUAUUUAUAAUAUUUGGUUCCGGAGACAUACAAACUUGGAACGAAGACCCCAAAGAAGAGAAAGGUGCAAAAUCUCCUUAGUCUUCGGGUCAGCAAGUGGUCGAAUAUAAACUCACUGUGAUAAUACAUUCCCAAAACUACCAUCGAAGUUAAAUUGGGUUUUCUGUUAAGAAUAACUCCUAGGCUGAGUGUUUUUCUCAGCAGUAUGUCGCCAACUCCACCGUGUGGGGAUAGACUACUUUUUCAAUGUAACUAAAUCACGAAAACAAUGUUUUUGUGAGGCUAUUUUUUUGAAAUAUUUAUAAUAAACAACGCUUAUUUGCCUUUUUAUUAAUAAUAAUGUAUAUAGCAGAAAUAUACACAGUUUACACGAAACACUUGUCAUUUAUGGUGGCCCAUUUUUGAGAAAAAAGUCACCAAUUAUUUUGUAAUAACCAAUCUAUAUAAGCGACUGUAGAUAAAUAUUUGAGAAACAGAUGAUGAUUUGGAAGUCGUAGAAAAUAUAUUUGUUUGCUUUACCAGCAUGGAGGAAAUCCUGAGCAAAAUAAUUGUUGCCAUGCUAUAUUCGAAUUCGGAUCUGUUUCUAUGAUGCAAUUGUUCAACUAUUAAAUAUUAGUUACUGUUAAAAUAUUCAACGAAAUUUCCAAUGGCAUAUACUUAAUAAAACAAUGUUCUCGAAUCAAAA
Molecule: messenger RNA, 2401 nt
Organism: Cylas formicarius (sweet potato weevil)
Lineage: Eukaryota; Metazoa; Arthropoda; Insecta; Coleoptera; Brentidae
Product: putative inorganic phosphate cotransporter
Exons: 9
Coding region: 547-1797 (416 amino acids)
Biological process (GO): transmembrane transport; monoatomic anion transport
Cellular component (GO): plasma membrane
Molecular function (GO): transmembrane transporter activity
Source: RefSeq, a predicted model, not a curated record